CAUACUGUGUCUAAACUAGUCAUAAACCUGUUCUAGGGUACCAAAAUCGCGUCGGAAGGUCUGAAGGGCCGUGUCUUCGAAGUAUCGCUGGCCGAUCUUCAAGCUGACACCGACGCUGAGAGAUCUUUCCGCAAGUUCCGCCUGAUUGCUGAGGAUGUGCAGGGCCGCAAUGUCCUCUGCAACUUCCACGGAAUGGACCUCACCACUGACAAGCUCAGAUGGAUGGUCAAGAAAUGGCAGACGCUCGUUGAAGCCAACAUCGAUGUCAAGACCACCGACGGAUACCUACUCCGAGUGUUCUGCAUCGGAUUCACCAACAAGGACUCGCUCAGCCAGCGCAAGACUUGCUACGCUCAGCACACACAGGUUAGUCAAUGUUUAAUGCCCUCCAGAUGCAUGGAUCAGAUUUGAUUGGAAAAGAACACU
Molecule: messenger RNA, 426 nt
Organism: Ostrinia furnacalis (Asian corn borer)
Lineage: Eukaryota; Metazoa; Arthropoda; Insecta; Lepidoptera; Crambidae
Product: 40S ribosomal protein S3a-like
Exons: 3
Coding region: 193-411 (72 amino acids)
Biological process (GO): translation
Cellular component (GO): ribosome
Molecular function (GO): structural constituent of ribosome
Source: RefSeq, a predicted model, not a curated record